Pistacia vera is the source of this 913-nucleotide messenger RNA. Its product is annotated as trafficking protein particle complex subunit 5. Gene Ontology annotation, biological process: endoplasmic reticulum to Golgi vesicle-mediated transport. The transcript is spliced from 8 exons. Gene Ontology annotation, cellular component: TRAPPIII protein complex; TRAPPII protein complex; TRAPPI protein complex. The record is from RefSeq and is a predicted model, not a curated record. NCBI's taxonomy places the organism in Eukaryota, Viridiplantae, Streptophyta, Magnoliopsida, Sapindales, Anacardiaceae. The coding region runs from base 94 to 678 and encodes 194 amino acids.
UCUACAAAAUUUUCUUUCCUCGAUUGGAUUCGCAUACUCCGAGAAAGUGAACGAGAAACUGGGAGAAAACGAAAGAAAAUCACAGAGGCAAACAUGAUCGGAGUAGGAAAGAUCAAGCAGUACUCUAACGUUCUCGACAAACCUCUCAGCAAAGGCAAGCAAGAGGUAAGUUUGAGUGCAUUUGCAUUUUUGUUCUCGGAGCUUGUUCAGUACAAUCAAACUCAGGUUGACAAUAUUGCGGAGUUAGAGCGAAGGUUGGAGGAUGCAGGUUAUGCUGUCGGAGCUCGAGUUCUAGAACUUCUUUGCCACAGGGAUAAGGGAAAUAGAAGGGAGACUCGGUUGUUGGGUAUUUUGUCUUUCGUGCACAGCACUGUUUGGAAGGUUUUAUUUGGAAAGGUGGCUGACUCACUUGAGAAAGGUACUGAACAUGAAGAUGAAUAUAUGAUCAGUGAGAAAGAGCUUCUUGUAAACAGAUUUAUUUCAAUCCCAAAAGAUAUGGGGACAUUUAAUUGCGGAGCAUUUGUUGCUGGAAUAGUAAGGGGUGUUUUGGAUAGUGCUGGCUUCCCUGCCGUUGUAACAGCACACUUUGUACCAGUGGAGGGACAGCAAAGGCCUCGGACAACCAUUUUAAUAAAGUUCGCUGAAGAGGUACUACGAAGAGAAGCAAGGUUAGGUUGAUGUCGAUACAAAGAUUACCCAGUGUGAUCCUUUUCAAUGUUUUACUCCAAGAUGCCAAGGGAUGCUUAAUAUUGUUUUCCUGCUUUCUCAUAACAAUCGGGAGUUGUAUCAGGCAAUUGGACAAACCUAUCUUUGAUUAGCUGAAUUUUGUGCUAUACUUGAAUUAGCAUGGUGAUUAUACUUGGAUUGAUGUAAAGUAAAAUGUUAUUGUCAUUACAUUUAAUUUUGGUGUUCA